Messenger RNA from Alternaria hordeiaustralica, 1380 nucleotides. RefSeq lists its product as uncharacterized. The transcript is spliced from 3 exons. Bases 1 to 1380 code for a protein of 459 amino acids. The record is from RefSeq and is a predicted model, not a curated record. Lineage: Eukaryota; Fungi; Ascomycota; Dothideomycetes; Pleosporales; Pleosporaceae.
AUGGCAGCCCCACGAUCAUCCGGUGUACGACAGGUGCACGCAACAUGUGUCAAUGCCGGUCAAAGCCCUGCACCAAGGAACCUCUCACGUCAAAACUCCCCUAGCGUCGCCCAAACCGGAGCCUUGCUGCGUCCUGGCGACGACGCAGUGGCUCUGAAGCGUGAAGCGGAAAGGCGAACUCUAUUCCAGAAAACGUCCAACAAAGUGCUCGACAUACCGAAUGGAUACCGUAGGGUUGAGGUCCUCAUACUCCGGUGGGAUGAAAGCAUUGAUGAUUUCAAGGACGGGCACACCCAGGAGAUCCAGAGACUGGAAAGUUUAUUCUCCCAACGCCUUGGCUAUGGGGUUACAGUCGAGAGUAUCAAGAACACCCGUAACCCCCAGGUCGCGUUCAACCUCAAGAUCCUUCAGCAUGUGGACCGAUAUGACGAUGAAGACACUCUUCUCAUCGUGUACUACACUGGACACGGGCGCCAUCUCGUUGAUGAUAACGUCCAGAACCUGGAGCUAUCCGCAACAGAAGAAUCGAGUGCCUCCGGUAAUUUCGCCCCCGUGGCUUUCUGGGGUCAAGCAGAAGAGCCUCUACGCACCCUUGCCACGGCUGAUGUGCUGUCAAUUCUAGACUGCUGUUGCGCUAGUACUGCAGCCGUCAAGGGUGGAAGUUCCGAGCUGAGAGCAUACCAGCUGUUGGCAGCAUCAACGUUGAAAGGCUAUACGUAUGGACCGGGGAAGAACUCGUUUACUACGGCCUUCUGCGACUCGCUUGAAGAACUGAUCGAGGAGUCCAAAGGAGAGAGUUUCUCCGUCAUCCAGCUCUGGGAGAGAAUCAACACUAAACGAGCGUCUGAUGCUGCACUCAUAUGGGAUCGUCUCCAACGAUGGACGCGGAACAUCGAUCUAUACCGCCUCGACUCCAACUCCAAAAGAGACGCAUCCUUCCAGAGACGGGAUCCCGAAAGAUCGUCCUUAUUGCUGAGAUUAUCCAUUAGAACGAGAGACCUGGAUGACGUCAAGAUUCAAAAGCUUGCCCGACAAUUGCAUAUCGCCUGCAAGACGUCGGGUAUACCUGUACGUCAACUGGAAUGGGUGAAGAUGGAGCAGCCAAACCCUGCCAAAGCCUUUCGGAAAGCAGUGCAGAAAGUGCAACACCAAUUGAAACGCGAGAGCGCUCCUGGGAAGCAAAAUGACCAACAAAGACAACAGCUAGAGGCACAAGCAGACCAGGCGCCCUCGCCAGAACCUGAAGCGCGCGCACAAUUCAUAACAGUAGGGAGAGAGUCAUUUCCACAAACUCGACCCGAAAAACAGAAGCUUCCGGAUCCGGACCACAAACUCUGUGCGACAUCAAGAGGCAGCAUAUUCUGUCUUCUGCGCGUCUGA